AUGACGAGAAGAAAAUCUGGGAGAUUUCUUGUUUGGCUGGCAUGGCUCGCAGACAGCCAGUUGGAAGAAGGGUUGACAGGUAGGUAAAACCUCUUGGGGUCCUUACUAAGAAAUACGUUAAUCUGUCUGGCUAUUGAAUUCUGUUUGUUAGGCAGUCCACAUUUCACAAAAACUCUAAUUCAUCCUGCUGAUCAAAAACUAUUCUUGGUAUAAACAAAACGACUCUUGGGCAAGUUUAUGUUAGUUGCAGCUUGCUUAAGUGGCAGGCUUUAACACUGACUUUCUUUGCACCCUGUACAUGUAUUCAUCAGUUAUAUUCUGCUUGGUGUCCAUAAAUUAUCGAAAGGGUUCUCAUGAGUGACAAUGAAAAAAUACAAAUGUAGUGCUAACUAAUGUCAGCAAUUACAGGAUAUGCACAGGCCCCUGUUUGCUUAUUUCUGUUGACGUUGUUGUAUUUGUUCACAGUGCAAACCAGGUGUGGAGCCAGUGACCAGACAGCUCUCUUGUCCUGGUUCCAUCAACAAUUCCUCAAUGCGUGGAAAUGUUUAUCAUAGUCAAACAGUGAAAAGGUGAUUAGCAUCCAGCUGCGUUUUGUUGUUGUUUUUUUUUUUCGGAAGAGUGUGAUCAGAUGUAGAGUAGAUAAACAAGCGGGAAAAAAAUCAAGUGUGAUACACUUUGUUCAGAGCUGAAGCUGUAAUUUACAAGAAAAAUAGCUCCUGCCCACACUUACGUUUGUCAUGAGAUAAUUUUUACUGUAGCACCUCCAGACCUGCGAGAGAAAUCUUUUUUUUAUACCAUAUAAAAAUAAGCUUAACCUCUUUGACGUAUUGUUAUGCAUGUGUAGAAACUAUCAGCUUGUUUAUCAAUUGUCAGCAGGACACCUGCAUAACAAAAAGCUUUAUUUUUGCACUGCGCAUCACUUAGUACUCAUGACAUGUGAUGUGACUCAGAUGUGGCGGUGAUUUCGGAAAUUCGUAUUUACUCUUUUACCAUAGUAUUUGAGCAUUGUUAUGUACUCUCACAUGAAUGGCCUUGAGUGCCAGCCAAUGCCCCCAGUCAUUUACUUCAGUCAUUCACAGAGAAUAAAGCAUAAAAGUGGGGUGUCAGUGACUACAUUUGAAGAUGUCUUGGAGUAUGGAAAGACAUUGUUACUUACAUCUCUAGGUGACGAUGUGGAUCGUGACGUUUUAACUACGUUCCGGCUGAAGAGUUGGAAUGGUGUGCAGUUGCUUUUGAAAGAAGAGCGUCAUGAAGAUGCCAAACAGUACAUUAUUUGCUUCUGUCAUCAGGAAAACGAAGUCACAAGGGAUGGAAAGACUACCAAAAAGUUUGCCUACGAUAAAAAAUACAGUGUCAUGGAGAACAAAGAUGACAGGUGUCUUCACUGUGGUAACAAAUGUUGCAUAAAAUACAUGUACUUAGGUCUGGAGAAUACACUGAGGAACUGGUUUACAAUAAAACUAUGUGUACAAAUAUGCUUGGACACUGUUUAGAAAAAGAACACUGGCUGGAGAAUAUGGAAAGUUGGCAUUUAAAGAAAGAAAUAUGGCAUGGUGGUUUUGGGACCCAGAAAGUGUUUGGGCUUUGCCAACUCGAUGUGUACACUGUAACAUUACUAUAUCUGCAGACCACUUGAUAAACUCGCCAGAUUGUGUGAUAGACAAGGGGCAUUGAAAAUUGUUGAAUGUCUUGUCUGCUUUGAAAACUUUGAACAUUGUAUUACGAUGGCUAAAGGUUCUGGCUGGAAGCCAUUUGGCACAAGUUAUAGAGGAUCAGGAUCUUUUGAAGUUACAGUUGCCAAUAUGAGGAAGACUCAUAGAAAUCAUGUAGACCAAGUAUAUCUUGUAGGAUUUGUGCCUUGCUUUGAAGUUCCAAAUCUACACCAGUCACUAGAUCCUUUCUUGGAAACUUUAAUGAAAGAUCUCUGCAAUGGGUUUAUUGAAGGGUUUCAAGAAAACUACCCAAGAGGAAUCUCAAUUUUGGACUGGUGA
Messenger RNA from Porites evermanni, 1991 nucleotides. Lineage: Eukaryota; Metazoa; Cnidaria; Anthozoa; Scleractinia; Poritidae. The record is from the annotation of a GenBank genome assembly.